Myotis myotis is the source of this 951-nucleotide messenger RNA. RefSeq names its product olfactory receptor 51H1. NCBI's taxonomy places the organism in Eukaryota, Metazoa, Chordata, Mammalia, Chiroptera, Vespertilionidae. The coding region runs from base 1 to 951 and encodes 316 amino acids. Gene Ontology annotation, biological process: G protein-coupled receptor signaling pathway. Gene Ontology annotation, cellular component: membrane. The record is from RefSeq and is a predicted model, not a curated record. Gene Ontology annotation, molecular function: G protein-coupled receptor activity; olfactory receptor activity. The transcript has a single exon.
AUGAUGAACUCUAAUGCAUCACUUAUCAAUCACCAUAGUUUUAUUUUGACAGGUAUCCCAGGGAUACCAGAUAAAAAUCCAUGGAUGGCCUUUCCUCUGGGAUUUCUCUACACACUAACUUUCCUGGGAAAUGGUACCAUCCUAGCUGUCAUCAAGGUAGAUCAGAGUCUCCAUGAGCCUAUGUACUACUUCCUCUCCAUCUUGGCUCUGACUGAUGUUAGUCUCUCCAUGUCCACCUUGCCUUCCAUGCUCAGCAUCUUCUGGUUUAAUUCCCAUGAGAUUCCCUUUGAUGCAUGCAUCACACAGAUGUUCUUUAUCCAUUCAUUUGGAUUGGUAGAAUCAGGAGUAUUAGUAUCCAUGGCCUUCGAUAGAUUUGUGGCCAUCCGCAACCCAUUACACUAUGCUUCCAUCCUUACUUACAGCAUCAUUGGCAAGAUUGGAAUAGCUGUCCUCACCCGGGCAGUCUGUGUUGUCUUCCCUGUGCCCUUUCUUAUAAAGCGGCUACCCUUUUGCCAUUCUAAUAUCUUAUCUCAUUCAUACUGUCUCCACCAAGAUAUAAUGCGGCUAGCCUGUGCCAGCACCCGCAUUAACAGCCUAUACGGACUCAUCGUAGUCAUCUUCACAUUGGGAAUGGAUGCCCUCAUUAUUCUAUUUUCUUACAUUUUCAUCCUGAAGACUGUGCUGGGCAUUGCUUCCAAAACUGAAAGGCUCAAAGCCCUCAACACCUGCUUCUCUCACAUCUGUGCUGUGCUCCUCUUCUAUAUUCCCUUCAUUGGUGUCACCAUGACGCACAGGUUUGGGAAGCAUUUAUCUCCAGUAGUGCACAUGCUCAUGGCCAAUAUCUAUCUGUUACUGCCCCCUGUACUAAACCCUAUUGUCUAUAGUGUGAAGACCAAGCAGAUACGAAGUCGAAUCAUCCACAUGUUCCAGAGAAGAAGGAACAGGGCCUAG